AUGGAGCUGGGCGAGAAUGGCACGAUUAAAUCACCAGAGAUAUCGCACGAAUUAGCUGAAGAGCAUUGGACAAAGUUGCAGUUUACAUGGAUAUCCAAGUCUUAUAAAGUAGAAAUUGCAGACUCAGACAGACUGUACGACCUCAAGGCAGCCAUAUACUCUCUUACAAAGGUCCCAAACGAGCGCCAAAAGAUCCUUGGUCUUGUCAAAGGAAAGCUACCUCCAGAUGAAGUCAGGAUCUCAGAGCUAACUAUCUUACCAACAAAGAAAUUUACGCUCAUCGGAACUCCCGAGGGAGAUGAAAUUAAAGAUCCAUCCCAGCUUGAAUCGCUACCCGAUGUAGUCAAUGACCUUGAUGUCGAUUUCACUGAAAACAUGGUGGCAAGUAAUCGAUACCAACACGAUACAAGGAAUAUUCGCAAAGUUCAAGAAGCUAUCAGAAAUUUGAACAUAAACAUUAUUCAUCCUCUUCGUCAGGGUAAAAAACUCUUGGUCCUUGAUAUCGAUUACACAAUUCUGGAUACAAAGCCACUGACUUCAGGUAGCCUUCCGCCCGCAGAAUGUGCAAGACCUGGUCUACACGAAUUUUUGGAAGCUAUCUACCCUUAUUAUGAUAUUCUCGACAAGACAUCCAUGUUCACAGUAUUUACUGAGAGAGAUAGUAAACCAUGGACGCACUCAGUCAAGGCAUUGCAAAUCAUUUGGAGUCAUUUCCCUCAAUUCAACGCUACAAACACCAUUCAUGUUGAUGACCUGAGUCGCAACUUUGCAUUGAACCCAAAGGAGGGCCUCAAGAUAUCUGCUUUCAAAAAUGCCCACACUCCACAAGCUUGGGAAGACAGGGAACUCUACAAAUUGGCUCGGUAUAUGGUCUACAUAGCGAAUAUCGACGACUUCACCACUCUUUCGCACAAGAAUUGGAAAAAUGUCGUAAAACGACUACCAGGUCCCUCAUGA
This is a messenger RNA of Psilocybe cubensis, 957 nucleotides long. RefSeq lists its product as uncharacterized. NCBI's taxonomy places the organism in Eukaryota, Fungi, Basidiomycota, Agaricomycetes, Agaricales, Agrocybaceae. The transcript is spliced from 10 exons. Bases 1 to 957 code for a protein of 318 amino acids. The record is from RefSeq and is a predicted model, not a curated record.